UCAUAACACGAACUCCUCUUUUACCACUCUUCACUCUUGAAACCGCCUUCAUCAACCGCUCUGCUUCAGCUAUUCUCCGCCAUCAAUGGCCAAAACUAUCAAAUUUUAAGUCCAAUAACCGAAUUCCUCAUCGGAGGCCGCUUCCAGUAUACCCGCCGAGAGCCGCACCCAAUCCAAUCACCGUCGUCUCUGUCAGGUGAUUGAUACAAAGAGGAAGAUAAGUUCUACAGAAAGUAUGAAUACGGUGGAAACCAAAGUUGGUAGUUUAUGGAAGGGCUGUCACAACGACAAUGCUGUGCGUUCAGGUAGUCGAAAAAAGGAGAGUAUGGAGCCUGAGAAUUUGGAGAAUGGAAUGGCAGAAUUGGUUAGGUCUGUUGGUAUCAUUGGACAAGAGAUUGCAAUUGAUGUAGGGAAGCCAACAUGGCGGAUUAUCAGAUGGGACGACUCCAAUCAUUCUUGGGAAGAACUUGAUGCUGACAGCGAUGAUGGAUGCCCGUCAAAAUUCUUGAUUCAGUGCCUUAACUCAAUUCAGAAUGCUCUGGAGCUUAGUCCUGAAGAAGGCAGACCUUUUUUCACUAAUUCUUGGGGGUAUGAGUUUUGGAGUUGUUACAACAAUGGAAAUGAUGUAUUGGAUACGGAUGGAGUUUAUUCCAAGAUUGAGAAGAUUGCUUGGAUAACAUCAACUGCCACUGAUUCCAUCUCAAUGAAGGAGAAAGAGGGUGUAUCGUUAAAUUGCCCUUUUCUUUUAUAUCUUGUGCCGUCUCAAGACAUAGCUUGCAAGGUACUUGAGGUCUGCAAGCCUUUGGAAGCUCUUGGUGUAUGUACAUUGUUUUUGCAUUCUGGUAUUUCCAUAGAUCUCCAAAUUCAAAGUUUAAAGACUUCUGAGCCCGAGUUUAUAAUCUCCACCCCAGAGAGGCUCCUGGAGCUUUUGUCCUUGAAGGCUGUCAACGUAUCGGAUUUAUCCUUAAUGGUUAUUGAUGGACUAGAAGUCCCUUUUGGAGGCACUUACCUUGAUGCUGUCAAAUCAAUGCGGCAAUUUAUCUCUGGAAAUACUCAAACUGUUAUUUUCUGUUCUAAAGCUGCUGGAGGAUCAAUCUGCUAAUGAUUUGUCGGUGCUUCUGUUAAACGUGAAAUGUGAUCAUCUCAAAUUUUUUGAAGCGGAUGAUAGCUAUUAUGGGGCUCAAAGAGUUAGUUCCAAUAAGUUUUUCUUAUGUUCCAGUCUGGCUAGAUUGCAUACAAUUUUGAUGCUGCUUCAUGCACAAUAAGAGGUGGUUUCAGUCUUUUGAGGACUUCGCUUUGUUCGUGGCACGAAGAAAUUUUUACAUUCCGACUACAACUGCAGACAGAUAUUGAACGUUACAACGACGUGUGAGUUUAUGUCACAUACAGAAACAUUUAGUUUCUUUAGCAGAAAUAAGUAAGUUCUGCUAAUCAUUCAUUAUUUCUUUUGUUGAAGAGUUUAAGGGCAGAAGUUUUGUGGAUGUGUUUCUCCUACUUCUUUGGGUUUGUGAAGACAAUUUUUUGGUGUGACACUAUUAUUGCCAAAUGAAGAAAGCUUGAUUAUGGUUGCA
Messenger RNA from Salvia miltiorrhiza (redroot sage), 1571 nucleotides. RefSeq lists its product as uncharacterized. Lineage: Eukaryota; Viridiplantae; Streptophyta; Magnoliopsida; Lamiales; Lamiaceae. Bases 236 to 1102 code for a protein of 288 amino acids. Gene Ontology annotation, cellular component: P-body; cytoplasmic stress granule. The record is from RefSeq and is a predicted model, not a curated record. Gene Ontology annotation, molecular function: mRNA binding; ATP binding. The transcript has 6 exons. Gene Ontology annotation, biological process: cytoplasmic stress granule assembly; P-body assembly.